AUGACUACGAAUAAAAUUUCUUCUCCUUCUAUACAUCAUUUCUCUUGGGAAGAAUGGGAUGAUCAAAUGAUUGUGAUUUUAUACCGGUCGGAUCAACGUUUCGUCGUUAAACGCUACAUAGAACGUGUUCUUGCUAACUCUACUCAAUGGCAGCGAAUCGCUCGGUCAUCGUUUGCAAAUCUGGAGCCUAUCGCUCAAGCGUACACAAUGACAGAGAAUGAAGUGAAACUCAUGCACCAUAUAUUUUCUUGGCAUUUGGAUGGUACUUUAAAGUUUCCAAUUAUCGGUGGACUCGAUCAAUUGCUUGAUUGGGAAGAUGUUCUGGAUUUUAUUGCACAUUCACAACAAAUGGCACAGAUUAAUCAACACGAGGAAUUGGUUUCAACGAACUCGCCAGCGAUUUUUCCAACGAUUCCUGUAGGAAUCAAGAAAAAACUUCAAGAGAAAAACGACAACGCGGAAAACACACUGGCGAAAAAAGGAAACACGACACCAAUGAAGAAGAAUAAAAAAGUAAUUCCACGACAGUUGUUAGAUGAAAGUUCAGCAGGAAAUCAUUGGGUACAGAUCAACAAUAUCUGCGUUCCCUAUAUCAUUAAAUCUGAACAAACGCGUUUUCUUCCCUAUCAAGUCAUACUCGAUUGUGAACUACUCAACGAUCAAGAACAAGCGUUUCUCAUUGAUUUUACAGUCAAAGCUAGUCCAAACGAUAUUCGAACAUUUGAACGAAUUAUAUCAUCAUCAUCUUCAAUUGAUUUUUCAUUAAAUAAAGAUCUUCUACUUAUCGAUCUCUACCAUUUAAUAUUCGGAAUAUCAAAAGUUGUUUAUGUUAAACUAGUUAACAACCAACGCGAUGUCAAUAAGGGUUAUAAGACUGUCUUAGCACAAUGCGGUGGAACGUUUCAGUUUCGUUCUCAGAUGAUUCCAUUCAUAAGUCUUGGUAAAUUUGAUUAUGUUCUUCUCGAUUCAAUCUCAACUAUUUUACCCUCGACAACAAAAAUGAUUUCUAAUCUACGUCGACAUACUGUACAUUAUCAAGACCCGAAUAUUUUGAUCGAUCAGCAACAAUCAUUAAUAAGCACACAUGACAUUCACAAAUACAUCGAGAAAGACGACUUAAUCGUAGAUAUGUCAUUAACACAAUAUCAACAGCAUGAGUAUCAGAUGAUGCGCAAGAGAACCGAUGGAGUUGAAACUCGGUCAAUGAAAAAAUCGACGAAACGAAAGGCGAGCUCGGCCAUGGCUGAUGUACAGAACACGACUUGA
Adineta ricciae is the source of this 1266-nucleotide messenger RNA. The record is from the annotation of a GenBank genome assembly. Lineage: Eukaryota; Metazoa; Rotifera; Eurotatoria; Adinetida; Adinetidae.